Molecule: messenger RNA, 2557 nt
Organism: Stegastes partitus (bicolor damselfish)
Lineage: Eukaryota; Metazoa; Chordata; Actinopteri; Pomacentridae
Gene: slc28a1
Product: solute carrier family 28 member 1
Exons: 18
Coding region: 1-1962 (653 amino acids)
Biological process (GO): nucleoside transmembrane transport
Cellular component (GO): plasma membrane
Molecular function (GO): nucleoside:sodium symporter activity
Source: RefSeq, a predicted model, not a curated record
AUGACGAGACAAAACGACGUCCAGCUCAAAAAUGUAACCCUCUCCAAUGGAAGGGGCACCGACAACCCGGCUUUUGAUAGAGGGGAGGACAACAUUACUGAUUCCAGCAGCAUCGAAGGAGAGCCUGAAAAAAAGACUAAAAAGGGUUUGGGAUUAUACUUCAGCCAAGUCUCCAGGCCAAUAGAUGCUGCAGAGAAUUAUGUCAAGGCUCACUCAAAAACCUUCAAGUACAUUGUCCUGGGACUACUCGGAGCAGGCUAUAUCGCCUACUUCAUCGCAGCCUGUGUGUUGGAUUUCAAGAGGGCCACUGCUCUUUUUGUCCUGACCUGUUUGGCUGUCGUUGCUCAAACACUGGAACUUGUGAAGACGUACCAGGGAAAGAGGAUCAGUCGGUGUUUCAAACCCGUAGUCAGACUCUUCAAAGCAAACUUGAAGUGGCUGAAAUGGGUUUUCAUCUUAGUGGCUGUGGUCCUGCUUGUGGUGUGGCUCGUUAUAGACACGAGCAAGCGUCCUGAGCAGCUUAUCUCCUUCGGAGGUGUGUGCAUGUUCGUCGUGCUUUUGUUCCUCUGCUCAGCGCACAGGUCAGCGAUAUCAUGGAGGCCUGUGUUUUGGGGUCUCGGGUUGCAGUUCUGCAUUGGCCUUUUCGUUAUACGAACACAGCCUGGUUUUAUAGCUUUCGACUGGCUUGGAACUCAAGUGCAGAUAUUCCUUGACUACACCAAAAAUGGCUCAUCGUUUGUUUUUGGGAAUCUGAUUGACAACAUUUUUGCCUUUCAAGCUUUGCCCAUUGUUGUGUUCUUCAGCAGCGUGAUGUCAGUCCUUUACUUUUUGGGGAUAAUGCAGUGGCUCAUCUUGAAGAUCUCAUGGGUUAUGCAGAUAACGUUGGGAACCUCUCCCACUGAGACCUUGAGUGUGGCAGGCAAUAUAUUUAUUGGACAGACUGAAGCGCCGCUGCUGAUCCGCCCCUAUUUAAAGGACAUGACCAAAUCUGAGAUCCAUGCUGUUAUGGUUGGAGGAUUUGCCACAAUUGCGGGCAGCGUCAUGGGCGCGUUCAUCUCGUUUGGGAUCGAAGCAUCUUCUUUAAUAUCGGCCUCUGUGAUGGCUGCUCCCUGUGCGCUUGCUAUCGCCAAGCUGUCUUACCCGGAGACAGAAGUGAGUAAGUUCAGUUCAAAGAAGAAUAUCAAAGUGGCUGCAGGUGAUGAAGGGAACAUUUUGGAAGCUGUCAGCAGUGGAGCAUCUGCAUCAAUAGGUCUUGUUGCAAACAUCGCAGCCAAUCUGAUAGCCUUUCUUGCUAUCCUUGGGUUCAUAAAUGCAGCUUUGAGUUGGCUUGGAGGCAUGGUGGGAUAUCCUGAUGUCACAUUUCAGCUAAUUUGCUCCUACGUGUUUAUGCCUGUGGCCUUCAUGAUGGGAGUACCUUAUGAGGAGACCUUCAUUGUGGCUGAACUAAUCGGCACAAAGCUUUUCCUCAAUGAGUUUGUGGCUUAUCAGAAAUUAUCUGAACUGAAGAUGAACAGACUCAAUGGUCUAGAGGAAAUUAUUGGAGGCGAAAGACAAUGGAUAUCUGUCCGAGCAGAAAUCAUCACCACCUAUGCCCUUUGUGGGUUUGCAAAUUUCAGCUCACUGGGUGUUGUGAUUGGAGGCUUAUCCUCCAUUUGCCCUUUGAGAAGGACUGACAUCUCAGGUUUGGUGUUGAGAGCCAUGAUCACUGGGACAUGUGUGUCUCUUGUCAAUGCUUGUAUUGCAGGGAUUCUCUUUGUUCCUCCACUCGACUGCGUGGGGCUGUUCAAGGAAUCAGUCUUCAACGCCACAGAUGUAAACAUUCAAACCUGCUGCAACGACCUCUUUGGCAGCGCUGCAAGCAACUGGACCGAAGGAUCAUGGAGCACAGUCAUAAACGUCACAACGUUUUUCUCCAACUGUUGUCAGUGUUGUGAUCUUUCUAAUUCGACAGUUUGUAACUAGAGGCGAAUGAUGACAUUAGGCCUCAUGCAGGAACGUUUUAACAAGUUCAUCCUAAACUUAGCUCACAUUUUAUGAAGAAGUACUUGAUGUGAAAGUGUAAAGUGUUCCACGUUGGAUUUGCUAAACUCCAAACUCGUUUCAGGUAUAGAAGUGCCACCUUUUCGUGAGGACAUGCACGUUUAAGCCCCAACAACUAUCACACAAAGCUACCUGUUCCACUCCGUUUGACAAGUUUAGCAGCGUCAGAAGUCGUAGUAGAGGAUCCAAAACAAUGAAAUAAUAAUUAAACGGUUUGACAUACAAUUACACACUUAAAAAUAUCCUUUAGAAGCAUGAUGAGAGGCGGUCAGGGAGGACGUGACAGCCAUGAAGGUAUUAUUAUUGUUGAUGGCAGGCUAUCUAUAUUUGAUUCACACUUUUUUAGAGCACACACACACAUCACUUGGACCAAACAUGCAAUUACAAACUACAAGAAAACUGCUGAAUGUCAUAAAUUCUGUUAAAUCACUUUUUUGGUGGUUCUUGCAUCAGGCCCAGUGUCUGUUAUGAUGCUGUAGCUCGUUUACGUGUUUAUAUAUUUGUGUCACAGUUGAUG